AUGCGUAUCUGCUUCGUCCUUGCGCUACUUGUGGCGACCUUUGUCGUGAGCUCCGUCAGUGCUGUUGAUGUGACUCCGUACUCGACUAGAGACCGUUUUAACGAGCGCACCAAACCUCAUCAUCGUCUUCGCGUGAAGGAGACUUUCCAGGAGGAACGAUCGCCCGCCGUCAUCGAUAUCGCGGAAACCGUAUCGACGCAGGUCUUGAGCAGAGAGAAUACGGUGGCUGGAAUGUUAGCACGAGAAAGUGGCCCGAUCAAGGAAGGCGUCGGACGACGGCCACGAAGUGUGCGUGACCACGUCAUUGGUGGCAUCCUGGCGCUUCUUACUGCCAGUGCCUUGAUUGGCGGCGGCAUUGUAGCGAUGCGGCUAUGGCACAAGUAG
This is a messenger RNA of Hyaloperonospora brassicae, 384 nucleotides long. NCBI's taxonomy places the organism in Eukaryota, Oomycota, Peronosporomycetes, Peronosporales, Peronosporaceae. The record is from the annotation of a GenBank genome assembly.